UUUUUACAUUGAAUUUCGACUGAAGUUCAGGGCUACUUGUCGCACGGUAUACCCAGGCGGUUGGGGUGUGGUUCCCAUAUAAAUAAUCACGUGAAAUUUCGGAUAGGCAGUCAUUUGCAUUUUGUUUAGCAAAGCAAAAACUAUUAUUGAAACAAUAUGUUUGUAAAACUGGCCGUCUUCGUAUGCUUGGCAGGCUGCGCCCUCGCCCAACACCAACAAUACCAAGGUCCCUUGGCAGGAGGUCAACCAGCCGCUCAAUACCCUGCAGGAGUCGACCCACAAUCUUGUCCCAACUACCCCGACUGCACCAAUCCAUUAGUAGCCAUCAGCCAAAACUCUGCCCCUCAAUACCAACAACAACAACCUCAAUACCAACAGCAACAACCUCAAUACCAACAGCAACAACCUCAAUACCAACAGCAACAACCUCAAUACCAACAACAACAAGCUCAAUACCAACCUGCUCCUCAAUACCCACAAUAUCAAGCUCCUGCAACUCCAGCUCCAGUGUAUCAACAAUACGCUCAAGCUCCACAAGGCCAAUACUCAUCGGACGUUCAACAAAGAUUAGACCGUGGUGAAUAUAUCGGUGACGGUGACUACCGUGGUGAAGGCUUAGCUGAAGCUUUGGCUCCAGGUUAUGCUGGUCAACAACAACAAGCUGCUCAAUACCAAGCGGCACCUCAAUACCAACAACAACCUCAGCAAUAUCAUGCACCAGCAGCUCAUGCUCAACCUGCUCAAAUUCCAGCUGGAGUGAGCGCGCAAGCUUGUCCUAACUACCCAUUCUGCCAUGCGUAAUUUGUAAGACUUUAAAGAAAAAAACUUAGACUGCCAGCUGACAACAUGUUGUUAACCUUUGAAUUCUUGUAGAUACUCGUCUUAGUAUUAUUUUUUUUGUAAAUGUGCCUUAAAUUAAUUGUAAUUUUUAGUUGUGUAAAGUGAUUGUAAUUUUAUACAAGAGAAAUACAAGUUUUAUUUGUAC
This is a messenger RNA of Ceutorhynchus assimilis (cabbage seed weevil), 985 nucleotides long. Lineage: Eukaryota; Metazoa; Arthropoda; Insecta; Coleoptera; Curculionidae. The record is from the annotation of a GenBank genome assembly.